AUGCUAGACCUUUUGGGGCUCGACUAUCUGGUGAAGAUCUAUUUGCGCCAUCCCGAAACGUGGAGAGGGCCCAAGCUGUUGUUUAAAGUCCACCCAUUGGGGAAGGCGCCGAUUCUCGAGAUCCACUUUGCCGACGGGCGGGACCCGUUGCAGUUGGUGGAGACGGGGUUGAUCAUGCAAUACGUGUUGAAGCACUACGACCCGCGGGGGCUUUUGCGCCCCAACAACCCUGCCGACGAGUUGUUGGUCGACUACUACCUCCACUACGCCGAAGGGUCGUUGGAGCACAUCUUGAUGGCGUUGCUUAUCAACUCCACCGCCAAGCUGGUGGCGCCGUUUGGCAUGAAGCUGCUUGCCAAAUUGGUGGCCAACGGGUUGAACCAAGGGUACUACAUCCACGAGUACCGGCUAAACAUGGACUACCUCGAGAACCAGUUGAUCGAGAACGGCACCGGGUACUUUGUCGGCGACAAGUUGACCGCCGCCGACAUCAUCUUGUCGUUCCCGGUGUACGAAAACUUGUUUGACAACGAGGAAGGGGUGAAGGAGUGUACCCAAGACAAGCGGGACAUCUACAAGCUCUGGCCCAACCUCGGUGCCUGGUGUAUCCGAGUGGUGCGUAACGACCCCAGCUACAGCAAAAUCACCGAGAUGAUGAACCAGCAGAUCGCCGAGCACCAGGCGAUGGAGCGCCGCAAGCGCUAG
Messenger RNA from Diutina rugosa, 705 nucleotides. RefSeq names its product glutathione S-transferase family protein. The record is from RefSeq and is a predicted model, not a curated record. The transcript has a single exon. Lineage: Eukaryota; Fungi; Ascomycota; Pichiomycetes; Serinales; Debaryomycetaceae. The coding region runs from base 1 to 705 and encodes 234 amino acids.